Oryza sativa Japonica Group (Japanese rice) is the source of this 2264-nucleotide messenger RNA. Its product is annotated as protein ACCELERATED CELL DEATH 6. Lineage: Eukaryota; Viridiplantae; Streptophyta; Magnoliopsida; Poales; Poaceae. Gene Ontology annotation, molecular function: protein binding. Gene Ontology annotation, cellular component: plasma membrane. The record is from RefSeq and is a predicted model, not a curated record.
AGUGAUGGAAUGGAAUAGCGCGAAAUGGAUUUUUCAACCGGGUUUAGAUCAAUUACCUUUCACCUUCUCGUCUAGACCAGCCAAAGCCAUAGCCGAAACUCACGGUCACGGUGCGUCCAUGGAUUUCGGACCUUGCAACGAGACGCUCGACACCGAACUGCUACACGUGCUGACCUCCGGCGACGAGGUCCGCAUGGCGGACCUGCUGGGCAGAGAACGCCGUGGCCAUGGCCACUCCCUGUCCCAGGUGGCGAUACGCGUCGACGACGACGACGACGGCCGCGCGCCGGCGGGAGCGAGCCGCCUCCUUGGCGUGACGACGGGCAACGGCAACACGGCGCUGCACGUGGCCGCCACCCGCGGGCACGCCGCGCUCGCGGCGCUGGUCUGCGCGACGGCGCCCGCGCUGGCCGCCACGCGCAACAGGUUCCUCGACACGCCUCUGCACUGCGCGGCCAAGUCCGGGCACCGCGACGUGGCGGCCUGCCUCCUGUCAGAGAUGCUGCGAGCCGGCGGCGCGGCGUCAGCGGCGCUGCCGCUGCGGCGGGCGACGAACUGCCUGGGCGCCACCGCCUUGCACGAGGCCGUGCGGAACGGCCACGCCGGGGUGGUGGCUCUCCUCAUGGCGGAGGCUCCCGAGCUGGCCUCCGUGGCCAACGACGGUGGCGUCUCGCCGCUGUACCUGGCGGCGACGGUUGGCUCCGUGGACAUUGUCCGGGCGCUGCUCCACCCGUUGCCUGAUGGAACGCCCUCGCCGGCCUCGGCCGCUGGUCCGGACGGACGGACAGCUUUGCAUUCUGCGGCAACUACUAGCAAAGAAAUCGCGCGAGAAAUACUGGACUGGAAGCCAGAGGGUCGAACACUGCUAACCAAAGCUGAUUCGUCGGGCAGAACACCUCUCCACUUUGCUAUAUCAUCACAAAUUGAGCGGUUUGACGUGUUUCAGCUGUUCCUAGAUGCAGAGCCCUCCCUAGCUCUGGUUUGUGAUAUCCAAGGAUCAUUUCCUUUGCAUGUUGCUGCUGUGAUGGGCAGUGUUAGGAUCGUCGUUGAGCUCAUACAGAAAUGCCCCAACAACUACAACGAUUUGGUCGAUGAUCGAGGAAGAAAUUUUCUGCAUUGUGCUGUUGAACAUAACAAGGAAAGCAUAGUUCGCUACAUUUGCCGAGAUGACAGGUUUGGUAUCCUGAUGAAUGCAAUGGACAAUGAAGGAAAUACUCCCCUCCAUUUGGCCGCCGAGUAUGGGCACCCAAGGAUGGUCAGUUUACUCUUGGAGACGAUGAGCGUCGAUGUAGCCAUUACCAACAGGGAUGGUCUAACUGCUGCUGACCUUGCUUAUCGCCAUCUGCAACCUGGUUUGCACUAUUUUCUGAAUCCUCGAGCCGUGGUAAAGAAUCUCUUCUACUGCACCAGAGCACCGGUUACCCUAGAAGGGGAUCAUGCUAGGACUGGCAUCCCAUCGGCCAUGGAGGAUGCCGAUGCUCCCAAGGACAGUGGUGGCGUGACAUCCACCGGAACAGUCGCGUCCGUGCUGAUCGCCACGGUGACGUUCGCGGCGGCUCUCACCGUUCCGGGGGGCUACGUCGCCGACGACCACCCGAACGCCGGGACGGCGGCGUCGGCCGGGCGGUUCGCCUUCAGGGCGUUCGCGGUGUCGGACACCAUGGCGUUCCUCUGCUCCAUCGUGGGCACCUGCCUCCUCGUCGUCGGCGAGGCGAGGGAGGUCCGGCCGAGCAGGGGCCGUCUCCGCGCCUACCAGGGGUCGGCGUGGGCGCUCGUGACGGCCGGGGCGCAGUUCAUGGUCGCCGCGUUCGCGUUCGGGCUCCAGGUCGCGCUCGGCGGCGGCGCGGACAGCCGGUGGCUGGUGGUGUUCGUCCACGCGCUGUGCUCGGCAUCGGUGCUGCUCUGCUUCCCGGGCAUCUGGGCGCCGUUCUGCCUCGGGAAGGUGAUCUGGAGGCGCGCCGGAUGGCGAGGGCUCACGAAUCUUCACCGGUGUCCGUCCAGUUUGGAAGAGUUCUUGUGGUGUUUCGUGACAAGCUUCUUGGCCAAAACUCUCUUGCGGACAUUCCUCCCGGUGCUUAUCGCGGUCACCUUGGUCGUCGCCAUCGUGCUAAAUAUUGCAAAGCCCAACUGCUGAGUCGGCAAGAAUUUGAGGAUCGGAAGUCGUUAGUACUAGUUGGAGUAUAUUAUUAUAGCGUAUGUGUUGAAUGAGUUUUGACGUAUUUGCCUGCCAUUCUAUCAAGCUUUCGAUGCAUUUUGUGUUGCUA